AUGUCGUCGAGGGUGGUAAAAAAUCAUCCAAAGUUGGACGACAACGCUGAUGGCCGGGAAACCUGGUCCGGCAAAGUUGAUUUCCUUCUGUCUGUCAUCGGAUUUGCUGUCGACCUUGCUAAUGUCUGGAGAUUUCCCUAUCUAUGUUACAAGAAUGGCGGUGGGGCCUUUUUAGUUCCAUACUGCAUAAUGUUAGUGGUAGGAGGUAUUCCUCUGUUUUAUAUGGAACUUGCCCUCGGCCAGUUCAAUCGAAAAGGUGCAAUUACCUGUUGGGGACGUCUAGUGCCACUUUUAAAAGGAAUUGGUUAUGCAGUGGCCCUAAUCGCAUUCUACGUAGACUUCUACUACAACGUGAUUAUUGCCUGGGCAUUGAGGUACUUCUUCGCCUCGUUCUCCAGCCUUCUGCCUUGGACUACCUGUGACAAUCCAUGGAAUACGCCACAUUGUCGCGCAUUUGAUGCAAACAUUUCUUACACGUUCGAUGAUACACAUCUUGUCGAUUCGCUCGAUUCUAUAGACUCUAACUCAUCUUUAAUUGAGGAACGGUUGGAUAGAAAUUCAAAUCAAGGCUACAACAGUACAUGGUACACGAGUGCUGCCCAAGAAUAUUUCAACCGAGCUAUUCUGGAACUUCAUGAAAGCGAAGGUUUACACGAUCUUGGAAAAAUUAAAUGGGACAUUGCAUUAUGCCUGUUGGUGGUUUAUAUCAUCUGUUACUUCUCCUUAUGGAAGGGAAUUUCUACUUCCGGCAAGGUCGUUUGGUUCACAGCUCUAUUCCCUUAUGCUGUUCUACUGAUUUUACUUAUACGAGGUGUCACAUUGCCCGGAAGCUUUGAAGGAAUACGCUACUACCUGAAUCCAAACUUUUCCGCCAUCACAAAAGCAGAGGUCUGGGUAGAUGCCGCGACGCAGGUGUUUUUCUCUCUUGGUCCAGGAUUUGGGGUGCUUCUAGCUUAUGCGAGUUAUAAUAAAUAUCACAAUAACGUUUACAAGUAA
Molecule: messenger RNA, 996 nt
Organism: Habropoda laboriosa
Lineage: Eukaryota; Metazoa; Arthropoda; Insecta; Hymenoptera; Apidae
Product: sodium-dependent dopamine transporter-like
Exons: 6
Coding region: 1-996 (331 amino acids)
Biological process (GO): sodium ion transmembrane transport; dopamine uptake involved in synaptic transmission
Cellular component (GO): presynaptic membrane; neuron projection; neuronal cell body membrane
Molecular function (GO): dopamine:sodium symporter activity
Source: RefSeq, a predicted model, not a curated record